CCGGGCUGCUGCUGCGGCGCUCCCGGGCUGCGCGGCGCCCUCGCCCCGCUAGUGCCAUGAUCCGGCAGGAGCUCUCCACGUCCUACCAGGAGCUGAGCGAGGAGCUGGAUCAGGUGGUGGCCAACUCGGAGGAGGACAAGGAGAUCCAAGUCCAAGGUCCAGGAGGCUCACCAGGCCUGGACAGCGAGUCGGCGGCCAGCAGCCUAAGGUUCAGCCGCGCCUGCCUGCAGAACGUCUUCUCGGUGCUGCUCAUCCUCAUCUACCUCCUGCUCAUGGCUGUGGCCGUCUUCCUGGUCUACCAGACCAUCACAGACUUUCGGGAGAAGCUCAAGCACCCUGUCAUGUCGGUGUCCUAUGAGGAGGUGGAUCGCUAUGAUGCCCCAGGAAUCGCCUUGUACCCUGGCCGGGCACAGCUGCUUAGCUGUGAGCACCACUACGAGGUCAUCCCUCCCCUGAGGAGCCCUGGGCAGCCAGGCGACGUGAGCUGCACCACGCAGAGGGUCAACUACACCGACCCCUUCUCCAACCAGACGCUGAAGUCUGCGCUGGUCGUGCGGGGGCCCCGGGAGGUGAAGAAGCGGGAGCUGGUCUUCCUGCAGUUCCGCCUGAACCAGAGCAGCGAGGACUUCAGCGCCAUUGACUACCUGCUCUUCUCCUCCUUCCAGGAGUUCCUGCAAAGCCCCAACAGGGCACACUUCAUGCAGGCCUGUGAGAGCGCCUACUCCAGCUGGAAGUUCUCGGGGGGCUUCCGCACCUGGGUCAAGAUGUCCCUGGUGAAGACCAAGGAGGAGGACGGGCGGGAGGCCGUGGAGUUCCGGCAGGAGACCAGUGUGGUUAACUACAAUGACCAGAGGCCGGACGCUGAGAGGAGCAUACAGCUGUUCUUCGUAGUCUUUGAGUGGAAAGACCCCUUCAUCCAGAAAGUCCAGGACAUCAUCACGGCCAACCCCUGGAACACCAUUGCUCUGCUCUGUGGGGCCUUCCUGGCCUUGUUCAAAGCUGCUGAGUUCGCCAAACUGAGCGUGAAAUGGAUGAUCAAGAUUCGGAAGCGGUACCUGAAGAAGAGAGGCCAGGCCGCCAACCACAUCAGCUGAGGCAGGCGGGCAUGGCCCCUGGACCCACCCUCUGGCCGUGCUAUGUGUCAAGGCACAGCUGUCAGGUGUUGGGAUGCUGCUGCCGCUGGGCCCAGCCAUUUGCUGUACCUGAGCCUGGUGAGGCCACGGCUGUGGGGCCCCGGGAUGACGCCCAAGUUAUUUAAGUAUUUAAAUUAUUCAUGUGCCUGUAGAGCCUGUCCAGAGCCGUGGUGGCCCGUGGGACAUGCUGGGCCACGGUGAGGUCUCCGGAUCUGUGAUGUGCCUUGUGGUUCGGCAGAGUGGAGGUGGCUGCCGACAGCGACUGCCCGGCCUUCCUUAGGCUAAGUAGACAGCGUGACUGCGUUCCCCCAACCCUGGACACAGAGAGGCGAGCCCACAUACCCUAGCCACCCCCCUGUCCAGCUUCUGUUGCUCAACAGUAAAUGAGACUUUUUAAAGCUCUCAGGGGCGUUAAGUUUCUUGGCUGAGGGCUGCCUGUGUGUGGCUGGAGACCUGCUCACACGGGUUGGAGAACCAAGUAUCAGCCGGCAGAAGCGGCUGAAGGCGCUGGAGCCCCCCCGCGGGGCAGUGAAAGUGGCUCCCCGAGCAUGGUGGGACCUGGUUGCCAUCCUGGGACCUGUAGACUGAGGAGCGUGGCUGAGCCCUGCAGCAGUGGAGCCAAUGCCCAGGUAUGUCGGCCUGUGUCCAGGGAGGGGCUCAGGCAGGUGCUGGUGACCUGUGAGCGAGCUGUGCUCACUUUGGGAUCCUGGGGCCCCAAGUUGGCGGGAGCAGCUUUGGGAUGGCCUCGGCCUGCCAGACCAGGCAGGUGUUUCCAUGGCAGCACUGGUGACUUGGGUACAGACGGGCGCACUGCUCCCGUGCGCUCUCGGGGAGCCUGCAGGUGUGUGGCAAGGGGUGUGCACUCUCGGGGACCCCGCAGGUGCACGGUGCUGGGCCAAAUUAAUGGCUGGGGGUCAGCUGGGUUGCUUUCCUGUAGGGUGCCCUGACUCCCCCACUGGCUCCCAGCCUCCACAGAGGGUGCUUAACUCUGAGGGGAGGCUUAUCCUCCGGCGCCUACUUCAUGGUAGUGUCCAUUCAAGCCUGUCCCCUGCACAGAGCGGCACAGGCGGGGACAGAGUCCUCAGGAGAUACCAGAGCCGCAGGACAGCCCACUGGGGUUGGUGGUGCCUGCUCUCCCAAUCCCAACCUGCCAUCUCAGGCCUUGAGGUUUCCCGCUAGACACCAGCCUAUGUGCGUUGGGGGACCGGCUUCUGAAAAGGAGCGAGGACCACUUAAGGCAAAUACAAACGUAGACUUUAUUAAACGCUGCGCCACCCCCAGUGAGGUUCUUUGUUACAAAAGUUUCCACGCGGCUGCAUGUGAAGACUGGAAUGGUAGCCUGACGCGGGUGGCCCACAGCCCGACUCUGGCGGAAUGCACCAGGGCAGGCCGGGGCUUCUCACUGGAGUGGCGCAGGCAGGGGGUGUCCAGAGGGACAAUGAAGAAUUUUGGUUUACUUUCCCAGCUUUUAUUUCUAUAUUUGUGCUUUGAAGAGCCUGGAUAUUUAAGUGUUUUGCUCAAAUUCCAGAGUAUGGCAAUACCACUACUGAGGGAGGCCCCAUGGAAUCUGGGAGAGGCCACGGGAAAGGGAAGGCUCUCCCUGAGCGCUGAUUCAGGAGAGACUCCCAGGAUGUAACUAAGGUCUGCAGCAUGUGAAAGCACAUUAUAAAAGGGAAAAAUAUACAGAGCAACUACUCUAUGUGCAACACAAUCAAAGAAUUCAAGUCAUAAUUCUUACCACUCCCAUAAUUAUCUUGCUCAUGGAUGUUAAGGUUCAUUUCUGUGCGACUCCAGAAGUGACAGAGGAUCAAUGAUAGACCAGGGUUACCACACGGAGGCUGUGAGCAGCACAGGGCUGCGUCUAGUCCAGGCUGUCAUUUACAAUUGCCAGGAAAAAAUUGGCCUUUUAAUUAUACUGAUGAGGUUUGUCUCGUAAUGUUUACAUAUUCCACAAGAGCGUACAAAACUGCCAGUCCUGCGCGGGGGCCCUUACUCGGCGUUUGUGUUGUUGAGGAUGCUAUUGUAGCCGCUGUUCUGCUUUUCCAGAGCUUUCUUCAGCUUUAGCUCCUCCAAUUUUUUCCACAGUUCUUCACGUUCCAAUUCCUUCUUUUUCUCUCUGUAGGCAAACCAAAAUUUUUGCAGUCAGACCCUCUCUUGUAGAACCUGGAGGAGGCGCUAUUAUUUGGCGCCAUGUCCACAUUUACUUAGACCCAAUGGAGGCCUCCAUGGCCGGGUCCUGAGCACAGUGGGGCCAUGACGCCUGCGUGUCCCUGGCACUGACCAUGAGUCCUGCGUGCUUUUCCCCACCCUCCACCUCCAGCUGUGCUCUGCCGGCCAGGCCAGGUCCACACCCACCGUGCAGACAAGGGCUGAGCCCCGGCGCUGGCUGUCUCCCCACACAGACCCCACACGUCAGAUGAAAACUAAAGUUGGAACAAUGGCUCUUUAGAACAAGCUAAGUUUUUAAUAUAGUCGAUUAAUGUCAAUUCUAAGGAAAACAUUUCUCUUUGGACCAGAGUCUGCUGUAGGGCUGCGUGCACCUGGGCUUUAGUUUUGCAGUUACGUGUGAUUUAAGGGACACAGGUGCUGACUUAAAGGGUAAGACAUGAAAGUUAUUCUUAGAAAAUGUGACUCAGAUAACACCGACACCUCACAUGACUUCCUUGCCCUGGCGCCUUGGUGCAGGAGCUAGGUACUAUCCCUGCCUGGAAGCUGCUAUUUAAAGAAAUUGCAACGAGUUACUGAUGCAUUAGUAGGCUUGGGAGAUCUCUUUCCUCACGUUGUACUGAAAAUGAUGACUAUGAAUCUUAGUUAAAAUAGGUCAGUCUGAACCUGUGAAGUGGACACUGGACUUGGGACUUGCACUAGGGACUUGGGGACAUGGAAGGAGACACUUGGAAGAGACAGAGACCCAUGGGGAGGUUAGCGAUGGCAGCCUUGACCUUGAUUUUCAUUUUUCUCUUUUCCUUCCAGACUUGUCUGGCCCCUUCUGCCCCUUCCCUAUGGGUCCCCACCAGGUGCCUUGACGCAGCUCCUCUUUGCUGGAAACCAGUACCCCUUCUGCACUCCUCUUGGUCACACGGCACCUAAGAAAUGGGCUGUCUCCAGGGGAACACACCUUAUCUAGAGGGCGCAUGUCGUUACAUUAGCCAGAGUGGACGGGAAUGUCCAUCAAAAGCCUGCUAGCCUGCCCAAGACUGUGCCUGCCUCCCCUGGAACCCACCGGCCAAGCUGUGUUUCACUCUUGGGACCUUGGCUAGUCCAUUUCAUUGUUAAAUUUGUUUCUUCUUGUUUAGAGGCAAUUAAAUUCCAACUCCUCCAAGAGACACAGCAGCUGCUGACACCCCCCACCUCUUGGGCUCUGCCUACACCACCUUCCAGAACCAGCAUUAGGGACCAAUCGCCUGUCGGUUCAGGGACUAGUAUCGGGGAGACUAUAUCCCAGGCCCCUCCAGUAGGGACAGAGCUCUACGUCCUAUGCCAGCCUGAAGCAGUUACAGAAGAUGGACCUCCUCCCUUCAAGACCCCCAGAAGAUUUGGGGCUGGGUCUGGGCGGGGGCUGCCGGGAGUGGGUGGUGGAUGGAAGGACUCACAGGGCAGACACGAGAGGUGGAGGUACAGAAGGUUAAUGAACCUUAAAUUAAACCUGGCCAUGGAUGUUUCCAGGAAUGUGAGGAAUCAGGUCAGCAGGUAUUCUCAGUCUUAGACUGCCCCAACAUGACCCCAAGGUGAUGACUGAUCCCAUAAAGGAACACCCCUUGCUCAGCAAACACCCCUUGCUCUUGGCCUUUAAGCCCCGCCCGCAUCUGCCGGAGCCGCUUUCCUUGUUCUCUUCUCCUUCAGACCAGCCACGUGCUGAUGAAAGCUCAGCUAUUCCAAACGAGGUGUGCAAGAUAAAAACUACACGCCGGCCCCAGUUCCUCACACGAGGCACCCCAAACUCCUGAAUUUCUUGGACAGUAGGAGUGGUUUUUGUCGUGCUUGUGCUGAGCCAUGGGUGUCUCAUUAGGAGCCCCCCUUCCUGCAGGAAGGACGGGGACACAGUGUCACUGCACGACACGCGCAUCUUAGAACCUCUCCACCCGUGGAGUGAGUGGACACAACAGAUGAAAUCAGAUUCUGUCUCACGCGGCAGCUGCUUCCAGCUGACAAAGCCUUAAGGCUUAGAAUGAAAUCGACAGUCGUUAACCUCAGACGUCACCUGGGAGUGACCUGGACAUGUGCAGGUCGCACAUCCCGGACCGACUCAGCAUUACAACCCGACUGAGGGCCUUGUGGUCAUACCUUUGUCGCUCUGCUUUGUAUGAGCUGGUGAGGUCAUCGAAGAGCUUGCCGUCCAUCUCCAUCAGCGUCUUCAGCACGUUGUACACCAGCGCCACGAUAGUCCUGAAAUCGAAACCGGCGCCGGUCAGUGAGGGAGGGGCAGCCUCUGCCAGCACGCAACCAAGAACUGCUGGUUCGCCAGCCCUGCGUUUGCAACGCUGUGGCCAGUGGGGGAAGGUGGCCACCCCACCGCGCCGGCAUUUGUGUACUCAGGUACGAAGAUCCUGUGUCCUGUGCUGCCACCUCAAAUGCUGAGCUGCAGCCUGGGCAGGCAAAGGAGACCCAGCUCGCGGGGCUCAUAAGGUGGAGGAUGGAGAGUGGACGAGGCCAUGGGUGCCGCAGCUUCUAGGGACAGGCCCUGCAGGGGAGGCUGCCCAGUGCAUGAGCCGCCCGACCUGCGGCGGCUCCCCUCCCUGGCCUGGUGAAUCCUCCCUCUGCCCAGUGACCCCAACCCCACCCGUGUCAGCCAAAUACGCUGACGGGGGUCAAGGCGACCUCCCGUUUCAGCUGAAGUUAAGACAGUCGGGUACUCUCCACCUCACAGACUGUGACGUUCACCUUGGGAUAAAUUCCGCAUCUGUGAGUUAGUAGGUCAAGGGACAGGUUUAGAAAAGACACUUACUGAUUCCAGUGCUCUUUGGAAAUUUUGUACAAGCUGGCAAACAUAAUUGGCAGAAUUUUAUCAAUAUUCUCUUCAAUCAAACUAAGAAUAUAUUCAUUGUUCCAGAAGUACAGUGCUCUCUCUGCAACCUGAAACAGACAUUUAGAAAUGUGAAAGCUGAAAGAGAAAAGACAAAGGUGCAGACAGAGCGACUCGCCGGCGGCCUGUACCUGAAAGUGGGAGCUGGACACACACUUGGAGAUUUGUUUGAAAAGGGGCUCCUCGAUUUUCUUGAAUUGUGUUGGUUCAAUGACAUCUAGGAUUUCCUCAAUUUCUCCUAAAAACAUCACCUAGGUCAAAAAAAAAUCUCUUAAAAAACAUGACAGCUUCUCUGGUUCCUCUGCC
Messenger RNA from Talpa occidentalis (Iberian mole), 6462 nucleotides. RefSeq names its product proton activated chloride channel 1 (gene PACC1). The record is from RefSeq and is a predicted model, not a curated record. Bases 57 to 1094 code for a protein of 345 amino acids. The transcript has 8 exons. Lineage: Eukaryota; Metazoa; Chordata; Mammalia; Eulipotyphla; Talpidae. Gene Ontology annotation, cellular component: cell surface.